This is a messenger RNA of Leopardus geoffroyi (Geoffroy's cat), 2074 nucleotides long. Its product is annotated as translation initiation factor IF-2-like. The transcript has 5 exons. Lineage: Eukaryota; Metazoa; Chordata; Mammalia; Carnivora; Felidae. The coding region runs from base 1 to 936 and encodes 311 amino acids. The record is from RefSeq and is a predicted model, not a curated record.
AUGGCGCGGGGCGCGGAGGCGGCGCGGCCGCUCAGCCCCCAGGGCCCGUCCGGCCCGCGCCCAUGCAGUCGGGGGAGCCCCGGCCGGCCGAGGGCGAGGGAAGGUCCGUGCGCUCCUGCCGCCGCCGGCCAGUGGCGAACUUGCGCGGCAACUUGGGAGGAAAGUGCCGGCCGGGGCCAGGGAGGGAGCCGGGAGCUGGCGGCGCGGCGCACGGAGGAGGGCGGGCCGGGCAGGGGGCGGGGCCGGCGCGCUCCAGGGCUCGGGCCGCUCCGCGGGCAGGGGGCGGGGCGCGCGCGGGGCUCCCGGGAGCUGCCCGGAGGGUGGGAGGGACCGGAGCGGGUGCGCGCUCCGGGACCCGUGCGACCGCUGAGGGACGGAGGGGCCAGAGGCGCUCGGGGCGGGGGCGCCCUGGACUGGUCCCAAGGGGGCGAGGGCCGGCGCGCACACGGUGCCGGUGUCGCCGGCCAGGGAUGCGAGUGCGCGCUCGGGGCUCCCCCAGGUUACCCAGAGGGUGGAAGGGGGGCGAGGGCCGGCGCGCGCACGGAACCUGUGCCGCCUGCCGUUGCGGGAGCGCGCCCCGACUCGCCCCCCUCCAAAGUUGCCCGGAGGGUGGGAGGGGGCGGAGCGCGCACUCCGGACCUCGCGCUGCUCCGUGGGGCCGAGGGGCGGCCGGGGACCGCGAGGCGAACUCCGGUCCUUCCUCCCGCGCGAGCGCAGGGCGGCCCUUGGAGGCUCCGGGCGCGCCAGCCCUCCGCCCGGGAGGCCGAGCGGCGGCAGUUACGUCACUGGACGCUGGUGCUCGCUUGUCUCUUCAAAGCAGCUCUAUCCAGGAUUGAAGGAGAUGAGCCCUCCCGGUGUGCCGGGGCGAGGACCCCAUGUGCGGCUACAGAACCUGUGUGUGCCAACGGAACCCGUGAGGCCCAGGAACCAGCUUAAGGAGAGCCGCCCAUCAGACUGGUGGUGUAUUGAGAAGGUGCAUUUCUAUGCACCGUGCAUUGCUAUCCGACCCGUUCGUCGACAUCCAUGGUGACAGGAAAUGAAUCUCCGGGUCCCCUCUGGAGGAAGUGUUUAUGGUGUAAUCUGCCUGGGUUUGAUCCUCCCCUCCACCACCUCCAUGACCUUCACAAGUUGCCCCAGCUCUUCUGCUGCCUCAUACAUAGAAACUAGAGAUAAAAAGGUGAGCCACGAGGGUUCAAUGAGAGUUAAGCAAGACGUUGAGUACUUAACCGCUGCCCGCUCAUGGAAGGCGGUCAGACAAUAAUAUUAAUGUUAUUUUACUUUCUUCCUCUUCUCAGAACACAAAUCCCACCCCUCUCCCUUCCACGGCACCGUCUGGUCUCACCUCUUCUCAGGCUGACACUGCUUUCCUCACAGACUCAUUAUCUGCCUGUUGCAGAACUGAAGUUGUACUCUCACACCCAAUUUCUCAGUCUGAAUUUCUGUGGUUUUCUCAAGGGAAAGGCAAGUUUCUUUCAGAAGCCAAGACUCCUGUUUUGUCAGGCGAGGUCAAUACCCAACCCAACAACCACCACAAAUCAGGCUCUUUGAGCUCUGAGCCUAGGUUCAAAACCCAUUCGUUGUGUGGAAUUUUGCAGAGCUACUGAAUUCCCCAGCGGGGCAGAGAAAGGGGGUCAGCAUCAAGAGAUAAGCCAUGGCAGCUCUUUUUACUCUCUUAAAGCCUUGAGCCAACCCUGAGCAUUUCUGUCCGUCCCACAGGGUCAAACCAAGCAAGUUUAAUUUGGGAUGGAGAGGGUGGUUAUCCUUCUAUUCCCUUAACAUAUUCCUGGAGCUUGCACCUCCCUGCAGGAGGAUGCCCUCAGGUGGCAGGAACUCACUCUGCCAAUGCUCUUAGGGACCCCGGGAUUUGAAGUGCCCUCCCGAGGGGCAGCCCUUCCUGGGUGACUGACAAGAGUUGGAUGCUCCCGCGUUCUUGCACCGUCAGACAACCCUGAGAGGUAGCUGUGGUGGACAGACAUGAACAUGGCCUCGCCAGGGCGCCUGGUGGCUCAGUCGGUUACGCGUCCGACUUCAGCUCAGGUCAUGAUCUCAUGGUUUGUGAGUUUGAGCUCUGUGU